AGCGUAGGCCACUCACUGAGAGGCCGGAAGCACAUGCUGCCGAGCCACAGCUAGUCAAGUUGUUGAUGUAUGUGACAUGUAGCUAAAAAAGAAGACGAUUUGGGAUUUAUGCGUGUGUCUUGGAUACAUUUGUAGUGAAAACCAGAGAAUGGCUGCAACAGUGGCUGCACUCAUCACUCCGACGGAGCACGACCCUGACCGGUGUGGGAGUGAGGAGGAGAGCCGAGGGGCCGAGGCCGAGGAGGAGAACAACCAGCAGCAGCACACGGGGCCCGCCACCGUCACCCACACCCGACUGUCCAAACUCCCGCUGGCCCGAAUCAAGGCGCUUAUGAAGACUGACCCAGACGUGUCACUGGCAAGCCAAGAGUCUGUGUUCAUCAUCGCUAAAGCCACGGUAAAAAAAAACAACAACCCUAAAGUUUCAAUAAACUAUGUGCUGUUUUCUCCGCAAUAUUUCCAUUUUUAAGACCUGACAGAAACUUAGUUCAAGACGUGACAAACAUAUCCAAUAAUAUCUAAUCAUUUUAUUAAAAUGUCUGCCCAAAACUUCCAAAAAGCGGGGUUUUCCUGCUACAUUUACAGUAAAUAAUAAACUGUAUUAAAACAGCACCUGUCCUGACAAUUUACACGUGCUUCACAAAUGUAAAACACACCAAAAACAACCAAAAAUUAUAGAUUCAAAAUACAAAACACUACAAACAGGGAAACAUGGCAAAUCUACAAAACCUCCACUAUAAAAGAAAGUUUCAAGAGAGGAUUUAAAUGUGAAAGAUCAUUGUGACGAGGUGCCCAGUCUUUUGGUAGAUGAAGAAACACCUGAAGGUUGUAUCUGCAGAUCUUAGGGACCCCCUAACUAUUAAGAGCAAAUUUGUUCAAAUAUUUAAGUGAAAUGGAUUUUAUAGGAACAUAGAAGAGCAUACAUACAUGUGUCAUCUGCACAUGAGUAACAGGAUGUCAUGACAGAGUUUCGACCAAAGGACAGGAUAGAAACUGAGAACGUUAGUAGGCCUCUUGAGGAAUAACACUAUUGAGAUUUCUACAUUUUCAUCUCUUUACAAGAGUUGUACAGUAAUAACAUUUGAAAGUGACAGUAAGGUUAAAAAAAACUAGCUUGUGACUGUGACUGCCAAAAUCAUAGACUGUAUAUACAUGGACAACUUGGUUCCACCGUCCACCAGUAUACGGAUUUGAAGCCAAAAAGCUCUCGGUAAUUUCGCGUUUUCUCUCCAUUUCCUGAAACCAGCGUUGCGCAGUCGUGUCGUACGCACUCAACCACUUGUGCGCAUUCAGCGGGAGAGUCACUGCGAUGACGCUCGGCUCAAACAGCGUAUCCCCCCUUGUGCGCCACGCAAUCUUCAUACGCUCAUAGGCUGUAUCAGGUGUCAAUCAUAGAAAAUUUGAACCCCCUAAUAACUUUUAAAAACGAAGCUACACAGAAAAAAGAGGACUUGAGCACAAACCAGUCUUACUGUAACUACAUGUCAACAUUGCAAGCAGGGGGAGAAAAAUUUAUAUUCUGUGUAAUAAAUUUCCAAAGCUUGUCCACAGCUCCAUAAGCUUUGCUGGCAGAGGCAGGAUUUAUGACCUAUACUGCAGCCUGUCACCAGAGGGUGCUGUUCUCAGAGUGGCUUCACCCAGCGAGGAGGCAGACAGCAUCCAUUCUGUAUACAGUCUAUGGUUAAAAUAUUCCAGUGAUUCUGCUGCAUUUCGCCAGUCCCCUCAGUGAUAUGCCACCAGUAUACCAUUAUUAGUAUUUAUGUCUUAAUUGACGAUGAAAAUGCAAUGAAGCAAUCAUAAUUAGAGGUCUGAUCAGAUUUUUUUCAGUCUAAUACCAAUUAUGAGAGAGCAGGUCAGCCGAUGACUGAUAUUAACAAGCCAGGUUUAGAUAGUGUAAGGAUUUUAUGAAUUGUAAGUGUGACAAACCUUUUUUUUUUUUUCUUUUUUUUUUUUGCAGGAGUUGUUUGUUGAAAUGAUUGCCAAAGAUGCCAUGGUGUACGCUCAGCAAGGGAAGAGGAAAACAUUGCAAAGAAAAGACCUGGGUAAGUGCUAUGAAAGAAUUUAAAAUGCAAAUAAAACGUGUCUAAGAUGAGGAUUCAGAGCGGGUUUAACAGAGCAGUAUUUUCACCUAUUUUUCAACACAGUGGAUAUCUUGCUGAUUUAAAUAGAGGAUACUACAUUGCCUUGUAGAUGUUGUAAAUAUGUCUUUAGAUCAUUGACUUAACCAUGUUUUCCCUUUUUUGCCUCCACAGACAAUGCAAUAGAGGCCAUAGAUGAAUUUGCAUUUCUUGAAGGUAAGAGAUGUCUGGACAAGUACUCAUAUUUAAAUGUUUUUUUUAAAUCAUGUUUACAUAAAUGAAAUUAUUUUCACCAAUACUGGGAUAAAUCAAUCUCUCAUUAUGCUAAAUUAUGAUUGGCAACCUCAAAGACAUGAGAAAUAGCAGUAUUUUGCAGACCUAAAACAGACUUUCAGAGGAAACCUUUUCUGUAGAGAUAUAAAUUUGACCUGUUUUUUCUUUAUUCUUCCCCGUAGGAACACUUGAUUAAACAAUUUCUUCAGGAGAGGCAAACAUGGAAUAACUGCAACAAUACAGGAUUUUUUCAGUGAACGAUUUGUUUAUGAAAACCUUUGUGGUACUUUUCUAAGCAAACGUCUGGAUGUUGUUGUUUUUUUUUACAUUUUUCCUUUGUGACUUUUCUAACUUAACUUUGCACACAUCGGUGGUCAUGUGUUUAUUUUUGUAAAUAUUUGUCAAAUACUUCUGUACAAAAAUAAAUUUAAGUUUUAGAUAACACAGUUCUCUCAGGA
Xyrichtys novacula (pearly razorfish) is the source of this 2809-nucleotide messenger RNA. Lineage: Eukaryota; Metazoa; Chordata; Actinopteri; Labriformes; Labridae. The record is from the annotation of a GenBank genome assembly.